Cuscuta campestris is the source of this 1116-nucleotide messenger RNA. Lineage: Eukaryota; Viridiplantae; Streptophyta; Magnoliopsida; Solanales; Convolvulaceae. The record is from the annotation of a GenBank genome assembly.
GGCUGUUAUUAUCACAAUCAUUACAUUAUAUUCUUCUCAUAAAAGCAACUUAAUAUAAUAACCCAAAUCAUGUUUCGGAGAGUACUAUAUAUAUAUAUAUAUAUGGUCGGACAACCGGCCUCUUUCUUGUUAAUUAUUGACUUAGUUGUGUCGAUCUCAUCACUAUAUUAUUCCUAAUUAGUUACGUUCAUUAUCAACCUAGCUAAGACGACUAACAAGAUGUGGUCGCGAUUUAUUAGGGGAGGAACCAACAAAACAAGUAAAACCCACAACGUGGACGAGGAGUACAAUGACCUCUCCACCAAAGCUCAGCGACACUCAGACUUCCUGACACCAUGUCAAGAAACCAUCUCAACUGUUCUCGAUUCCUUAACCACUCCAAAGAAGAAAGACAACCUCAAACCCAUCCUCUCUGCUUACUUCGACGUCAGUGCAGAAGCCGCCAUCCUAUGCACCCGCCUCCUCAACCGCAUCCACCGCGUCCAAUCCGACCACAAACGCAUCCAAGCACUCCUCGACGACGACGGGCUCCUGAGCUCUGGUUCUGUGGGACCAGAGCUCCACUCCCUAAGCACUCUCCUCGCUGAGGACCCGUUCUCAGACACCCAUAACUUGAUCAUGGGUGAGCAUUUUUCUUCGUCCGUGUUAUUACUGGAACAAGGCUUGUUACGGUCCAGGAAUAAGAGGAAAGUGGAGUUGGCGGCGAAGGGGACGUAUAUUGUGAGGAGGGAUUUGGAGACGAUGAGCCGGUCGGUGCGGCGGAUACAGGAUGAGAUCGAGCAUAACAGGGAGAUGGUAAGGCUGUGUUUGGAUAGGAGGGAAGAUAGUUUGUCUCUUGGAGUUGUGCUGAAGGAAAUGAAGAAUAAGAGUUGUGGGUUUGGGCUACAAGUGGAGGAGCUUCAACAACAUGUGUGCUUGUUCCUUGUCACCAUUAAUCGGGUGAGGACUUUGGUAAUCAAUGAGAUUGUAGAAUCAAGAUUGUAGUUUAAUUUGUAAACUACAUACUCUAUAUAUUAUAUUAUUAGUUCUUGUUAGGGUACAAAACUUUAUUUGGGCUAACAAUUUCAAGCUUGAAUUUUUUGUAAAAUUCGUCUAUUGACAUGUUAUCAGAUUAAA